CAUGAAUGCAAUUGAGGCCUUGCCUUAAUGACCCGGCAGCAGUUCAUAAGCUCUGCAAGGGUCCCGUCUUCCUAUAACAGAGGCUUGCUUCCGAUACAGGAUGAGCAAUCAUAUUAUCAACAAGCUCCGACUUUGGUGCAUGCGGUCUGCGCAUCAAGUGGCUCUUGAUUGUCACCGAAACCAGCACGCUCGCUCUUCAAUCAUUGUUGAAACCUCUUGGAGUGUCUGCUGCCAUGCUGACACCGCGAUUCCUUCGACUUACACGACCACUCUCCACCUUGUUCGAGUAUUCCGAUGCUUUUGGCUCAAGCCACUCCCUUCCUUUUCCCGAAUCAGCACUCCGCUUCGGAAGAUAUCAGCUUUCUACAUCCUUAUACAUAUUCUCUACGGACCUGCGGUUCCCUACAAUAAUAAGCGUCUUGUACAUAUCGGUCGUCAUCUUUUGCAAUAAGAUCAAUGCCAGAGAACGGAGACCGUGGGCAAUCAGUCGCACAAAGGUCUUCCCUAACUUAGUGAUACUACACAAUCUGAUUCUGACAGUUUUCUCGGCCUGGACAUUCGCCGUUAUGCUGAACACAUUGUCUUCCGCAUGGCCGGACAAGCAAGAUGAGUUGCAUAUGAGCCGGGCGGCAGACAUUGUCUGCCAUGGGGGUCAGUUCCCGGGGCACGAAUCAUAUGCGCCGAGGUUGAAGAUGAUCGUCUGGCUGUUCUAUCUGUCAAAGCUAUAUGAGCCACUCGACACCGUGAUCAUUCUUGCGAAGGGGCGCCAGGCUUCCGCCCUGCACAUAUAUCACCAUGCUGGCGUCAUCUUCUGGGGCUGCAUGGGAGUGCGAUUUAUCAAUUCGGCCUCGAUAAUCGCCACACUAUUCAACUCGGCUGUGCACACCCUGAUGUAUACAUACUACAGCAUGACUGCGUUGCGCAUCCCCGUUCACCACUCGACCAAAGCUUCAUUGACCUUGCUUCAAAUCGUGCAAUUCUUCGUCGGUAGCCUAUUAGGCUUGUCGUCCGUCCUUGUUGAAUAUGAUGUUCCUUUUUCUGGUCCUCCUCUCGAGCGACAUGAUCAAUCCCCAAGUACCCCUUUCAACAUAACGCCACGGGGCUCCAAAGUACAGCAGUCUCGGGACAUGAAGACAGUAAGAUGCGUUAGAGACAGUAGUGAGGCUUAUGCGGUGUGCCUUGGAUGCGGGUUUGUUCUGUUCCUGAUGCUAUUGUUUUUGAAGUUUUACGUGCAGUCUUAUCUCCAGCACUGGCCACCCCAUAAGAAAGCAGUGCUAAGAAAUUUGGGGUUCAUGGGAUAAAGAUGAGUCGUGUAGUAGGGCGGAAGAAGAAAGUCCGGUUUGAGUGCCAAGCAUUGUUGUUAAGGCACUAGACAUCAUGGAUCUUGAGAUUAGCUGAGCAGGACAA
Messenger RNA from Aspergillus aculeatinus CBS 121060, 1407 nucleotides. Its product is annotated as elongation of very long chain fatty acids protein. Gene Ontology annotation, molecular function: fatty acid elongase activity. Gene Ontology annotation, biological process: fatty acid elongation, monounsaturated fatty acid; very long-chain fatty acid biosynthetic process; fatty acid elongation, saturated fatty acid. Bases 234 to 1301 code for a protein of 355 amino acids. The record is from RefSeq and is a predicted model, not a curated record. Lineage: Eukaryota; Fungi; Ascomycota; Eurotiomycetes; Eurotiales; Aspergillaceae. Gene Ontology annotation, cellular component: endoplasmic reticulum membrane. The transcript has 2 exons.